This is a messenger RNA of Meloidogyne enterolobii, 3677 nucleotides long. The record is from the annotation of a GenBank genome assembly. Lineage: Eukaryota; Metazoa; Nematoda; Chromadorea; Rhabditida; Meloidogynidae.
UUAGUCCUUUUGUACAGCUCACAGUUUGUAUUAAAUUAUCGGGACAACCACUAAAUUCUAGCAAUGAUUGUCAAAAAGUGCCAAUUACACAUCAAGGUCCUGGACCUGCGGUUAUUAUGAUUCCCGAGCCUAGAGGACAGUUUCAGUUGAUCAUUGAAUCUUCCAACUUUGUCUAUUCAAGUCCUCAACUAAGCGGAGGUUUUGCUAUCCUAGACAACAUUAAUUACACCUCAUAUUUUUGCGAUGCACCUGUAACAUCGGCAACUACACAAUCAACUACAAUAUCAUCCCUUUCUGGUAACUUUACUGCAACCGAUACUUCCUUUCUGUUAACACAAACAAAUACAACCUCAAAUCAAAUAACGCCGUCUUCGAGAAAUUUGUUUUAUGUUGUAAGCGAUCAGAGUAAUUCAACCACAGUUGGAUCACUAAAUAAUAGUACGGUAACACCUACAAUGUUUAUUACUAAUGCUACUAUGAACAUAAUAAAUACAACGCCAAAUUCUCAGCUUAACACAAGUUCCCCUUCAAAUAUGACAAGUUCAACAACGGCGUUGCCUACAUUAGCUACUAUUUCUACCCCACAAACUUCAAAUACUUCUUCAACCGGAGGAGGUCUUCCACUAGCUAACAACCUUGUUUUACAAAUGGGUGGAGCUUCUAUUAUGAGCGAUCAAGCAGGAAAUGUUUCCUCUACAGCUUCAACCAUGAUUAGUAGAAAUACAACAACUCAAUCUAUAGUUACUCCAACAGGAAAUUCUUCUACAAAUUCAAGCAGUUCAAAUCCAACAAAUGCAACAACACAAAACUCUGUUUUAAAUUCUUCAAAUUCGACCAUUCAACCAACUUCAGCUACUAACUCAUCCUCAAUUUCGAACACUACAACUCCAUCAACUAUAGCAUUACAAAAUCUAGGAACAAGCUCAUCCACAAGCAGUACAACUACAGUAAUUAAUUUAAAUAAUAAUUCAACAAGUUCGAACAGUACAACAGCAGUGAUUAAUUCGUCAAAUAAUUCAACAAGUUCAAGCAGUACACCUGCAACUUCGUCAAAUAAUUCAGCAAGUUUAAGCAGUACAACUGUAGCAAAUAAUUCGUCAAAUAAUUCAACAAGUUCAAGCAGUACUUUUCAAACGACACAACCAUCUAUUAAUUCAAAUAAUUCGAUAAAUUCAAGCAAUGUAACAAUUUCAGCCCCUACUAUUCAGACAACAACUAUGAGCUCUGUUCUAUCAAUUGGGCUUCCAAUAUCCUUCAGUAACAUUACAAAUUCAAGCAUUUGGGGUAUAAUACAGAUGCCAACAGCUGGAGUAUUAAAUACAACAAGUAUACCUCCUUCAGCCAAUUCCACAUCAACUAAUUCAAGCAGUACAGGAUCCCCAACAAAUUCCAAUGUCACAAUAAUUCCGGCAACAACACAAUCGACCAUAAAUUCAGCUAUCAAUUUGCUUUCCAAUUCGAGCAGUACAACUGUUUCAAUGCAAACAAACACAAGUUCGGCAUCUAGUUCGACAUCUACUCAAAGCAUUAUAAGCGGAAUAAAUAAUUCCUCAACAAAUUCAAGCAGUACAACCUUAGCACCGACAACAACCUCAAGCAGUACAGGUCAAUUAACUGUAACAAAUUCAACAAGUACAACUUUAGCAACACAAAUAGCUACAAAUUCUGCAACUACUUUGUCCACAAUUUCAAGCAGUCCACCUGCAUCAAACAGUACAACGACAUCAGUACCAAUGUCAGUAACUAAUUCUUCCUCGAAUUUGAACAGUACUUCUACAUCAUCCUCUGUUCUAUUAAAUUCAACGACUGCAAUGCCUAUGAAUGUAACAGCAAAUGCUUCAACACUUCAAACAACGACUAUGAGCGCUGUUCUAUCAAUCGGGCUUCCAAUAUCUGCCAACAUUUCAAAUUCAAAUGUCUGGGGAAUAAUGCAAAUCUCAACAGUUGGAGUAUUAAAUACAACAAGUAUAACUCCUUCAGCCAAUUCCACAUCAAAUAAUUCAAGCAGUACAGGGUCGCCGACAAAUUCCAAUGCAACAAUAAUUCCGGCAACAACCCAAUCUACGAUAAAUUCUGUCAUUAAUUCGACCUCAAAUUCGAGCAGUCCAACUGUUUCAAUACAGACAAACACAAAUUCGGCAACUAAUCCGCCCAUUAUUCCAAGCAGUACAAGUGUAAUAAAUAAUUCUUCAACGAAUUCAAGCAGUACAACUCCAUCAACCACAAUAAAUUCAAACAGUACAACCUUAGCAACACAAAUAGCUACAAAUUCUGCAACUACUUCGUCCGCAAAUUCAAGCAGUUCACCUGCAUCAAAUAGUACAACGACACCGAUAUCAACAUCGUUAACUAAUUCUACCGCAAAUUCGAGCAAUAUAGCCUCUCCUACUGCAUCCUCUGCUUUAUUAAAUUCAACGACUGCAAUGCCUAUGAAUGUAACAGCAAAUGCCUCAACCCUUCAAACAACAACUAUGAGCGCCGUUCUAUCAAUCGGGCUUCCAAUAUCCUCUAAUAUUUCAAAUGCGAAUAUUUGGGGAAUAAUGCAGGUAUCUACAGCAGGGUUGGCUAACUCAACUGUGGCUUCCCUGACUAAUUCGUCUACAAAUUCAAGCAGUACAUCUUCUACAACUGUAAUUCCUUCAACAAACUCAAGCAGUAUUGCUUCACCAGUCUUUAAUUCGACCACUAUUUCGGCAAAUUCAAGUAGCAAUAAUGUAACAUCAACCUCGACAAGUGCAGCUACAAAUUUGUCUCCAACUUCGAGCAGUACAGCUGCUGCAACUACUGCUAUUCCAUCAACUGUCAUCUCAGUUACAGGUUCCUCCACAAAUUCAGCAAGUAUUUCCGCAACUCCAAGUACAAAUUCUUCAACAAAUUCAAGCAGUAUAUCUGCUACAACUACGUCAAUGCCAACUUCUUUCACCCCAGCCACAAAUCAGACUUCAAUUCCUAACAUCACUAAUGUAACUACUAAUAAUUCUUUGACAAAUUCAAGCAGUACUUCAGUUCCUCCUACCACUAGAGUGAUAGGAGAACCAUUGGCCCCUAGUAACGGUUCAAAUAUUUUUGGCAUAAUGCCAAUACUAACAACCAUUCCGCCUACAACAAUGAGCGGAAACUCGUCUUCAGUAAUAAACACUACAAAUUUUAAUAAUACUACAGCCGGACCAAUUAAUAUACCAACUACGUCUAUGCCUGUUUUUAAUACUUCAUUAAUUAAUCAGACGUCAGCUUCAAGCAGUACAUCUAAUUCAACUACAAUUUCGCCAACUACAGCAAUGCAAGUUACCAAAUUGACCACAAAUUCUAGUAUAAUAACAACCACAAAUGCGUCAAUUCUUGCUAAUAAUUCAACAAAUUCAAGCAGUCCAGGCAUAGCAACUACAGCUAGCUCAGUUAUAAAUCUGACAACAAAUCAAAGCAGUAUUGCGGCCACAACUGCCAAUUCUUUGACAAACUCCUCAAUAAACCCUUUGACAAACUCCUCGUCAAAUUCGAGCAGUACACUUCCAUCUAUGUCUACAGCUAUUUUACAGACAACUACAAAUACAAUGGCUGUUGGUGCCAACAACUACACUUCUACCUGUUACAAAUUCUUCAGCAAAUUCAAAUAGUACACCGGCUACUGUAUUGUCAACUGGAUCUUCCGGCAAUUCAAGCAGUGUAGCUGCCGUGAC